Molecule: messenger RNA, 474 nt
Organism: Brugia pahangi
Lineage: Eukaryota; Metazoa; Nematoda; Chromadorea; Rhabditida; Onchocercidae
Source: the annotation of a GenBank genome assembly
AUGUCUUCAUUAUCUUCACAUCCAUUAACAACAGAAACAAUAUCAACUCCUUCAACACUAUCACCAUCUACAUCAUUGUCAUCAUCAUUAUCGUCAUCAUCAACCGAUUUUUCCACUCAUUCACAAUCAUCCCAAGGCAAAUUUUCAAACUGCUAUGAAGUACCAUUGCAAAAUGGUCGUGUAAAUAAAGUGUCAUGCAGACGACGUGAACAUAAACGAACAAUUGCUAAAUUACGUCGCAUGUUACCGCAUGGAAAAAAUGUGAUACAAUGCUCAGAGUUGGAGCUUAUCAAUCAUAUCAUGGAUUAUAUUAUCUUUCUUGAGGAGUUAUUGCGAUCACAAGAAAAUAUAACUGAUGAGAAUCAUUCAUCAACAAUCGACGUCGCAAAUCUGAACAGAGCAUUAUCACGAUUUCAUUUACGUAGCACCAAUAAACGACGACCUUUAAGACCUAGAAAACAAAUAUGUGCUUAA